CAGGGGCGGACUUACCAUUUGGAAACUCGGGCACUGCCCAAGGGCCCGGGGUCAGUAGGGGGCCCCAUGAGAUGCCCCUGGUACCUUUUCAUAGGCUUUUUUGAGUUUGGGCAAGGGCACGGAGGCCCCAUGAUCCCCUAUUGCCCGGGGGCCCCAUGAAUUGUCAGUCCGCCCCUGAUCUGGAGGAAGAAGUGAUCUUGACAACAUGUGCUGUAGUACCAAUCUCUCGUUGCUACCAGACAAUGAAAACUACUGGA
This is a messenger RNA of Staurois parvus, 257 nucleotides long. Lineage: Eukaryota; Metazoa; Chordata; Amphibia; Anura; Ranidae. The record is from the annotation of a GenBank genome assembly.